GUUUAUUUAAGGCUACUUUAUUAUGUCGUUUGAACAGUUUCAUCCCGCUACCGACCUCAAGGAGGUCAUCGACACCGAGAUCAAAGAAUGGCACUUUCACAUCUACUUCCACCAGAAAAAUGCCGCGGAACAUCACGCUGCACUUGAGCUUCGCGACGCCGUCCUUCGUCUAAGGCGUGACGGCGCGUUCAUCGCUGUCCCUCUCUUCCGCGUCAACACGGAUCCCAUUGGCCCCCAUCCCGUCGGGUCGUAUGAGAUAUGGGUUCCCUCGGAGUCGUUCGCGAGCGUGUUCUCGUAUCUGUGUAUGAAUAGGGGGGAGCUGAGCAUCCUGAUUCAUCCAUUGACUCGCGAAGAGAGAAAAGACCACGACAUACGCCGUGCAUGGUUGGGCCAGCCCUACCCUCUCGACCUGACCAAGCUCCCAAUUAGUAGCGAAGAGCUCCCCUUGCAGUAUCCCAGCCUAAAAUUUGGCUAUUCCUCGACCGAACCCGACUACACUUUGGACGAACGACAUCAGAUCGGCGCGAACCUGGAGCGGCGACUGAAGAACGAGAAAGAGGCUGCGAGGGCGCCGGUGGAUUGAGGGUGCUGCUUCACGGAGAGGAUACGAUCUGCCCGGAUUUAUGACUGUGCUUUGAUCUGAAUUCCGGAUGAAUGUACUUUAUGUAGCUAUGAUAUUCACAGGAGGAGGUCCCCCGGUUUACAAAACC
This is a messenger RNA of Coniophora puteana RWD-64-598 SS2, 710 nucleotides long. RefSeq lists its product as uncharacterized. The record is from RefSeq and is a predicted model, not a curated record. Bases 23 to 583 code for a protein of 186 amino acids. NCBI's taxonomy places the organism in Eukaryota, Fungi, Basidiomycota, Agaricomycetes, Boletales, Coniophoraceae. The transcript is spliced from 8 exons.